Molecule: messenger RNA, 8362 nt
Organism: Coregonus sp. 'balchen'
Lineage: Eukaryota; Metazoa; Chordata; Actinopteri; Salmoniformes; Salmonidae
Source: the annotation of a GenBank genome assembly
AUGGGGCCUUUGAGGGUUUGGUCAAACUUCAAACACAUCCUGCAAAACAAUGUCAUCAGUCAAAGCAAAAUCAGAGCUGCUGUGUUCAAAGGACUUACAAGCUUAAAAUAUCUCAAUAUGGUUUUCAAUGUUAUCAAAUAUGAAACAGAUGAACCAAUCCACCCACCACCCUUCAUUAUACUUGUACUUUCUGAAUAUCCUUUAUACAGUGGGGAAAAAAAGUAUUUAGUCAGCCACCAAUUGUGCAAGUUCUCCCACUUAAAAAGAUGAGAGAGGCCUGUAAUUUUCAUCAUAGGUACACGUCAACUAUGACAGACAAAAUUAGAAAAAAAAAUCCAGAAAAUCACAUUGUAGGAUUUUUUAUGAAUUUAUUUGCAAAUUAUGGUGGAAAAUAAGUAUUUGGUCACCUACAAACAAGCAAGAUUUCUGGCUCUCACAGACCUGUAACUUAUUCUUUAAGAGGCUCCUCUGUCCUCCACUCGUUACCUGUAUUAAUGGCACCUGUUUGAACUUGUUAUCAGUAUAAAAGACACCUGUCCACAACCUCAAACAGUCACACUCCAAACUCCACUAUGGCCAAGACCAAAGAGCUGUCAAAGAACACCAGAAACAAAAUUGUAGACCUGCACCAGUCUGGGAAGACUGAAUCUGCAAUAGGUAAGCAGCUUGGUUUGAAGAAAUCAACUGUGGGAGCAAUUAUUAGGAAAUGGAAGACAUACAAGACCACUGAUAAUCUCCCUCGAUCUGGGGCUCCACGCAAGAUCUCACCCCGUGGGGUCAAAAUGAUCACAAGAACAGUGAGCAAAAAUCCCAGAACCACACGGUGGAACCUAGUGAAUGACCUGCAGAGAGCUGGGACCAAAGUAACAAAGCCUACCAUCAGUAACACACUACGCCGCCAGGGACUCAAAUCCCCCUGCUUAAGCCAGUACAUGUCCAGGCCCGUCUGAAGUUUGCUAGAGUGCAUUUGGAUGAUCCAGAAGAGGAUUGGGAGAAUGUCAUAUGGUCAGAUGAAACCAAAAUAGAACUUUUUGGUAAAAACUCAACUCGUCGUGUUUGGAGGACAAAGAAUGCUGAGUUGCAUCCAAAGAACACCAUACCUACUGUGAAGCAUGGGGGUGGAAACAUCAUGCUUUGGGGCUGUUUUUCUGCAAAGGGACCAGGACGACUGAUCGGUGUAAAGGAAAAAAUGAAUGGGGCCAUGUAUCGUGAGAUUUUGAGUGAAAACCUCCUUCCAUCAGCAAGGGCAUUGAAGAUGAAACGUCUUUCAGCAUGACAAUGAUCCCAAACACACUGCCCGGGCAACGAAGGAGUGGCUUCAUAAGAAGCAUUUCAAGGUCCUGGAGUGGCCUAGCCAGUCUCCAGAUCUCAACCCCAUAGAAAAUCUUUGGAGGGAGUUGAAAGUCCGUGUUGCCCAGCGACAGCCCCAAAACAUCACUGCUCUAGAGGAGAUCUUAAUGGAGGAAUGGGCCAAAGUACCAGCAACAGUGUGUGAAAACCUUGUGAAGACUUACAGAAAACGUUUGACCUGUGUCAUUGCCAACAAAGGGUAUAUAACAAAGUAUUGAGAAACUUUUGUUAUUGACCAAAUACUUAUUUUCCACCAUAAUUUGCAAAUAAAUUCAUUAAAAAACCUACAAUGUGAUUUUCUGGAUUUUUUUUCCUCAUUUUGUCUGUCAUAGUUGACGUGUACCUAUGAUGAAAAUUACAGGCCUCUCUCAUCUUUUUAAGUGGGAGAACUUGCACAAUUGGUGGCUGACUAAAUACUUUUUUUCCCCACUGUAUCUGUAGUCAGCAUCAAAGUAGAUACAAGAUGCAAGCUUAUCUGCCGUCCAACUUUCUUGAAGGUCUGAAAAAUGUAUCAGAGUUCUAUGCAGGGAAUCUUUUCUUGUGUCCCUUUACCCAGACACGUUCAUUCACACACACCAGCUGUUGUCCCUUGCCAUUAGCAAGAAUGGGUUCAUAGACACGUUCAUUCUCCCCAGAGCUGUUUCACUCAAUCCCAAAGCUCCAACGUCUCUCUGUAGCCAAAGUUGGACUGAAGUCCUUUGAUUUCCUAAAAAGAGCCAACCUCACUCAAGUCAGUUCCUUACAGGUGACACGGAAUCAAUUUACAGCACAUCCAUCAAUGAGACACUGGUGCCAUCUCUCCCGGCCUUAACUCUCCUGGAUACGCGGCGGAAUCCUUUCAUCUGUGACUGUAGAAAUGCUUGGGCUAAGAGCAACAACCAAACAACCAAAUACAAGUUGUUUAUGCCCAUGACUAUCCCUGCAGCUAUCCGUACGAUCUAAAGGACACUAAACUGUUUGACCUGGACACCUACUCCUCUUCAGAGACAAGGGCUUCUCCUACUUCAUCUCCACCACUGCUCUGGUCCUCGUCACCCCGCUGGGGUCCUUUAUCUCCUAAGGUGGCAGGUGGUCUGCGCCCACAAUCUCUUCCUGGCUUAUCUCCAUGACGCCAAGCAAAGGAACAGCCAAACUCCUCAUCAGGACGACACCUUUUGUCUCCUACAACGCCCACGAUGAGCCCUGGAUCCUGAGGGAGCUGCCGCCAGAGCUGGAGGGAGAGCAGGGCUGGAAGCUGAGUCUGCAGCACCGGGACGUCCAGCCAGGUACCACAUACCGUAUGCAGCACAACAAUUGGUCAUUGUAUUGAAAUGCAUUGUUAUUUCAGACACUAAAUAUGACAGUGCAUAUUUUUAAAUUGAUAUUUUGACACAACACAGGCUUGUGUGAGUGACCUGACUCCAGUAUAGCAUUAAAUGUCUUGUCUGAAAAGGAGAACUGUUGCCAGCUGAUGUUUCCCUGUAACUACUGUACAUACACAUUCAACUAGUAGCGACAGUACAUUGGGAAAAAUCACUGCUUACAAAAGGAUUUGUUUCUCACUGUUCCACAGGUAAAACCCAUCAUAGGCAACAUCACGGAAGCCGUCUACGCGAGCAGAAAAAGCAUCUGUGUGAUCAGCUGGCCAAUACCUGGAAAUCGAGUGGUGCUCCAGAGAGAUACAGGUGGCCGGGUUGGUUUAAUGUCUUUCUCUUUAUUGUUGUAUGACUGACCAGGGGUUCGAUUUCACUAAAGUGGCAUAGCUAAUAGUACUUUGUUUCUCUCAAUGUGCCCAACCCACUCCACUCAUAGAACAACAAAAUGCUUUACUUGACAAAUGUUGUUUCUACACCCACAGACAAUUGACUGUCACACAUCCAUUUGAUCAUUUGUAUUCUUUUUUUCGGCUGGGUUGUCGAGGAAAACAAUGUUAGAUACAGAUAGGAGUCUUUUGGGGAAACUCGCCCUGUGUAUUGAUCUCUGGUCAAACACUGAAAUAAAAGGCUACGCUCUUUCAAGCUUCCGUCUGUUUGACAAACAGAAGGAUGUGCUGAUCCUUGUGUUUCUGGAGGAGAUCCCAGACCACCAGCUCUCACCCUACCACCACAUGAGGAGGCUGGUGAAGAGACGCACCUACCUGAGCUGGCCCAGAGCUGGCCCAGAGCUGGCCCAGAGCUGGCCCAGAGCUGGGGAGCAUACCGAGGUCUUCUGGCAGAAACUCUGGGUUGCUCUGGAAACCAGAGACUGUCCUGAUGAGGAGAACCCCAUCCUCACCGGGGUGAAGAGAACGUGACAUAGACAACUGUCAUGCUCUGUUUUACAUUUAUAUGAUAUUUUUGGUUUUACAUUUUAACAUUUAUAUAAUACAUGUUUUUACAUUUACAUUUGAGUCAUUUAGCAGAUUCUCUUAUACAGAGCGAUUUACAUGAUUGAAUAACAUUGACCAAUGCUAAUAUUUAAUACAUCUAAGGAUCUAAUGCGCUUGCUUAGUUACAUGCAAUUAUUUCUAUUAACCUGGCUUUGUUAACUCUUGGUUGUUAUGAAAAAAAAAACAGAUUCUCUUUGAAAUUAACAGCUCUUUAUCAUUAUCAAUAUGACAUGAAGUAGACUUUGUGCAAUGCGUAUUUUUCCUUGUCAGUUGAAGCAAGUUGAUAAAAAUAACACUUGUUAUAUAUUGGAGCAUCAGUGUGUGACUAGUCUUAAUAUUAAUAAACAGAUCAGUUGACCUUUUCCUUGAGGUGAAACACACGCACAACGCCGCACGCGUGCACGCGCUAUUGCAGGAAGUAGGACACUUUGCAUAGCAGCCUAUUGUGACUUUGGUGCAAGAAAAUGAUAAAUCAUAGCACAGCUCCAAACCAUAUGGGUUUAAAAUCACCCUUACGUCAUUAGUAAUAUACCAAUUUGGAGAUAUUGUAAUAUUACAGUUACCACCCAUGUUUAAUUAUCAAUUUGUCAACGGCAAAGCACAAUUUACAUAAUCGUCUUCUUUCUCUUAAUAUGUUUUUGUUCAUAUGUUUUACUUGUAUUAUACACUGAACAAAAAUAUAAACGCAACAUGUAAAGUGUUGGUCCCAUGUUUCAUUAGCUGAAAUAAAAGAUCCCAGAAAUGUUCCACACGCACAAAAAGCUUAUUUCUCUACAAAUUUGUUUAUAUCCCUGUUAGUGAGCUUUUCUCCUUUGCCAAGAUAAUCCAUCCACCUGAUAGGUGGGGUAUAUUAUAUCAAGAAGCUGAUUAAACAGCAUGAUCAUUACACAGGUGCACCUUGUGCUGGGGACAAUAAAAGGCCACUCUAAAAUGUGCAGUUUUCUUCACACAACACAAUGCCACAGAUGUCUCAAGUUUUGAGGGAGCAUGCAAUUGGCAGCUGACUGCAUGAAUGUCCAUCAGAGCUGUUGACAAAUAACUGAAUGUUAAUUUCUUUACCAUAAGCCGCCGCCAACGUUGAUUUAGAGAAUUUGGCAGUACGUCCAACCGGCAUCAUGUGGGCGAGCGGUUUGCUGAUGUCAACAUUGUGAACAUAGUACCCCAUGGUGGUGGUGGGGUUAUAGUAUGGGCAGGCAUAAGCUACGGACAACGAACACAAUUGCAUUUUAUCAAUGUCAAUUUGAAUGCAGAGAGAUACCGUGACGAUCCUGAUGCUCUGGAUCGACGUGUAUGACAGCAUGUUGCAGUUCCCGCCAAUAUCCAGCAACUUUGCACACCAAUUGAAGAGGAGUGGGACAACAUUCCACAAAACACAGUUAACAGCCUGAUCAACUCUAUGCGAAGCAGAUGUGUCUCCCUGCAUGAGGCAAAUGGUGGUCACACCAGAAACUUGACUGGUUUUCUGGUCCAUGCCCCUACCUUUUUUUAAAAGGUAUCUGUGACGAACAGGUGCAUAUCUGUAUUCCCAGUCAUGUGAAAUCCAUAGAUUAGGGUCUCAUUUAUUUAUUUCAAUUGACUGAUUUCCCUAUAUGAACUGUGACUGAGUAAAAUCUUUGCAAUUGUAUAUGUUUGUUCAGUAUAGAUAGAACAUGUUUAACUAUGGGGCGGCAGGUAGCUUAGUGGGUAAGAGCGUUGUGCCAGUAACCGAAAGGUCGCUGGUUCUAAUCCCCGAGCCGACUAGGUGAAAAAUCUGUCGAUGUGCCCUUGAGCAAGGCACUUAACCCUAAUUGCUCCUGUAAGUCGCUCUGGAUAAGAGCGUCUGCUAAAUGACCAAAAAUAAAAUAAAUAAAUAACUAUAAAAGGCAUUCAGAAGAGACAGGAGUUUGAAAGGGGGAAUAGCAUUUUAGCGUAAAAAAAAUAGUGUUUUGUUCUAUGGACAGAGCAUCCAGACGAAGUUGUCCAAUCAUGUAUUAGUUUACUGUACCACCUUUGAGCUUGUCCUCAAAGGCGGCAGGUAGCUUAGUGGGUAAGAGCGUUGUGCCAGUAACCGAAAGGUCGCUGGUUCUAAUCCCCGAGCCGACUAGGUGAAAAAAUCUGUUGAUGUGCCCUUAAGCAAGGCACUUAACCCUAAUUGCUCCUGUAAGUCGCUCUGGAUAAGAGUGUCUGCUAAAAUGUAAAUGUCCUCAAUACAGUAGACUAGUACCAUUAAAUCCUCACAUUGUUUAUGAAGGCCAAACACAAGAAGGAACUGCACGUGUAAUCAAUAAAAACAAUGUUAACAACUAUAAUUCUACAUUAUAUUAUUUAAUCUCAUGUCACCAAUAAAUAGCCCUAUCAUUAACCCUUUCAUCUCUGUAACUAAUGACUGUAUCACCAAUAAACAGCCCUAUCAUUAACCCACCAGGAUAACACUAAAUAUCAUUCCUUUAUCUGCUAUGGAACUCAAACAAAUAUACAAAUAUACAGUCAUCAGGAGAGUCAGGAGUCCUGAUUUGACUUUUCUGCCAACAUGUUGGUAAAAUAUCAUAUUUCCAUGCUUGUGAUAUAUAAAAUAGGUAUAUCGAAUCAGUCCCUAACAACAAUAUGUUCAGACAGUGAAGGGCAUUUUAUGUGUAUGUGUGUUUGUGCAUGUGUGCAUAAUGUUUGCCUAACUAUGAAAAGUUAAGGUUAAACUACUAGGCUAUUGAGGAAAUGCCACAAUUUCAUGGACUGAGAUGAAGAGAGUUACUGGUUUUGGGUGCAGUGGGUACCUCUCUCUCACGCACAUCAACUCCCAGUUUCAUAUAGGUUUAGGGUGUUUAGGGGGCCCCUGGGAACUCAAAACUGGAUUUGUUCAGGCGAAGCCUAUCUUUAAAAUGUCCUAAUCAUCCAUUUGGUACAUGGCCAAUGGUUAAAUAUGUUAUAACAACCAAUAGAUUCUCUCACUGUAAUAUGAACCACUGUGAAUGAUAGCUUUCCCAUGCAUGGAUCAAAAGAAGCAAGUUUAUAUUUCAGUUGUCAUUCACCAAAGUAUAUUCUAUGAUUCUAUGAUAAAGUCCAAUUUAAUGUUGUAUUACUUUUCAAAAUCCAUCAGACGUAGGACUGAGAGUUACUGGCGUAACGCAGUUUCUCUGAACCUCCGCAAGGUCAGAGAAAAGUCUCUCUGUGUCUGUCUCUCCUUUUUUACAUUUAAGUCAUUUAGCAGACGCUAUUAUCCAGAGCGACUUACAGUUAGUGAAUACAUAUAUAUAUUUUUUUAUACUGGCACCCCGUGGGAAUCGAACCCACAACCCUGGCGUUGCAAACACCAUGCUCUAUCAACUGAGCUACAUCCCUGCCGGCCAUUCCCUUCCCUACCCUGGACGACCCUGGACCAAUUGUGCGCCGCCCAUGAGACCACUGCGCCACUCAGGAGUUUUUCUACUUAGUAGCUACAAUGUGCGACUGCAUUUUUGUGUUCAAAUGUUUACACCACGGCCUGUAGGUCCAGGUUGCGGGCUGGACUGUUUUCUAUACUGAGUAUUGCCAACCCAGACAGUCUUUCCUGAGACAUUGUGCAUUAUAUGUCCAUUGUGUUGCACACAAUUUAAACUUAGUCUUGAAUGAUGGAUGCAUGCCAAGAUAUACCAGAGUUAAGGGAAUGUUGAUAUUUCAACCACGCACAGAUUCACCAGUAUGAACGAAAUCGCAAAUAUAUUCAUGAUAUCUAAUUGCGAUCUUGUCUCAUCACAGCAACUCCCCAACGGGCUCGGGAGAGGCAAAGGUCGAGUCAUGCGUCCUCCGAAACAUGACCCGCCAAGCCGCACUGCUUCUUAACACCCGCUCGCUUAACCCGGAAGCCAGCUGCACCAAUGUGUCAGAGAAAACACUGUUCAACCGACAACCGGAGUCAGCUUGCUGGCGCCUGGCCCGCCACAAGGAGUUGCUAGAAAGCAACGAGCCAAGUAAAGCCCCCCCUUCGGCCAAACCCUCCCCUAACCCGGACAACUCUGGUCCAAUUGGGCGCCGCCCUAUGAGACUCCCGGUCACGGCCGGUUGUGACACAGCCUGGGACGCUGUAGUGACGCCGCAACACUGCGAUGCAGUGCCUUAGAACGCUGCGCCACUUGGGAGGCCCUAAUUUAGAUGUUUUAUUGUAGAUCUGGAUGCGGAUGCAUUCUGCUGUUGGAGCACCAGGGGGCACUGUUGUAUAACAAGUGAAAAAGAUGAACAGUGUUCUUAGUCAAAUCUAAUUGUAUUUGUCACAUGCUUGGUAAACAACAGGUGUAGACUUACAGUGAAAUGCUUACUUACGGGAUCUUCCCAACAAUGCAGAGAGAAAUAAAGAUAAAUAAUAGAAAAAUAAUAACACAAGGAACAAAUACACAAUGAGUAAUGAUAGCUUGGUUAUAUACAGGGGGUACCAGUACCAAGUCCAUGUAAAGGGGUGUGAGGUUACCAGUUGAUGUGCAGGAGGGGUGUGAUGUGUUGUGUAUGGGAUAGUGAUGUAGUAGUGUAUUUAUUUCUCUCUCUCUCUCUCUCUCUCUCUCUCUCUCUCUCUCUCUCUCUCUCUCUCUCUCUCUCUCUCUCUCUCUCUCUCUCUCUCUCUCUCUCUCUUCGCCUUCCAUUCAGACCGCCAUGGUAGGGUCAGAGAGGCGGGUCAUGCCUAAACCCUAUGCCCAGGAGAGUGCCUCCAGCCUGGGACCG